Molecule: messenger RNA, 653 nt
Organism: Cariama cristata (Red-legged seriema)
Lineage: Eukaryota; Metazoa; Chordata; Aves; Cariamiformes; Cariamidae
Product: gastrula zinc finger protein XlCGF9.1-like
Exons: 2
Source: RefSeq, a predicted model, not a curated record
CUCAAACACCAACGCAUCCACACCGGUGAGCGGCCGUACCCCUGCCCGGAUUGCAAACGCUGUUUCCGAUGGGGCUCAGCCCUGGCCAAGCACCAGCGCACCCAUGCCCAACAGCAGCAAGCCAGUGACGCUACCAAAACCGUGCCAGCAGCCACCGAGGAAACCAGUGCUGAAGGAAACGGCAAACCCUAUCCGUGCGGAGCAUGUGGGAAGAGUUUUGGCUGGGUCUCGCACCUGGAGCGCCAUCCCCGCAUCCCCACCGGGGAGAAGCCCCAUGCCUGCCCUGAAUGUGGCAAAGGUUUUAGCACGCCGGCCAGCUUGGAGCGACACCGACGGCUUCACCGGGGCGAGAAACCCUACCAGUGUGGCAUCUGCGGCAAAGGCUUUGCCUGGAGCUCCCACUACGACCGGCACCGUCUCACCCACACCGGCGAGAAACCCUUUUCCUGUGCCCACUGCGGCAAAUGCUUCGGUCGCAGCUCCCACCGUAACCGGCACCAGCGUGCCCACACACAGGGUGGCCCGGAGAAGCGACACGUCUGUCCCGAAUGCGGCAAAGCCUUUGGCCUCGGCACGGCCCUGGCAGCUCACCAGCGACUGCACGCUGCCGGCACGGGGGGCCGCAGCCCCCUCUCCUUGCUGCCACCUGCGUG